Molecule: messenger RNA, 2163 nt
Organism: Pogona vitticeps (central bearded dragon)
Lineage: Eukaryota; Metazoa; Chordata; Lepidosauria; Squamata; Agamidae
Source: RefSeq, a predicted model, not a curated record
AGUGUUACACGAUUCGAAAAUUGUGCAUACUUUGGUCUUCUUUUCUGUCAGAAUUCUUGAACUACAAAACCCAUAAUUCUCUAUUUUGGGAGUUCUACCUUGCUUACAGAUAUCUAAAUAUGGCUCAUCUGGGAGGAUGGCUCAUGUGGAAUGGUCUGAGGCCGAUCGAGGGCCUUUUCUCUUGAUGUUGCAGUGUUUGACUGACACAGAGCGACACUAGAGCACCCCCACCUGUCUUUUCAACCUUAUUAGGUGGCUGGGCUUGAGCAUCCCUGAUUUCCUCCCUCUUCUCCCCAGGGCAGGCUCUCCAAGGGACAAUGGCUGGGCCGGCCACACCAUCCUCCCCCGACAGCCAAAACACCAUCUGGAGCUCCACGACUUUGAGUCACACCGACAAGGACCUUGAGGAGGACGAAGAGAAAAUCUGUGCCGUGUGCGGAGACCGGGCCACCGGCUACCACUUCCACGCCAUGACCUGUGAAGGCUGCAAGGGCUUCUUCCGGCGGACCGUCCUGAAGGGCACCCAGUUCACCUGCCCUUUCGCCCGCAGCUGCACCAUCACCAAAGCCAAACGCCGGCAGUGCCAGGCCUGUCGGUACCAAAAAUGCCUGGCCGUGGGCAUGAAGAAAGACAUGAUCAUGUCCGAGGAGGCGCUGUGCGCGCGCCGGGAGCUGCGGCGUCAAAAGCAGCACGGCGAGCCGAAUCCUCCGGCACAGCAGACCGAAAAGGGCAGCCUCACGGCGGAUCAACAGGAGUUGAUCGAGAUCCUCUCCGAAGCCUACAAGAAAAACGUGGACUCCAGCUUCUCCCCGUUCACAUAUUACCAAACUCAGGUCCGCUUAUCCGUCCACAGCCCCCAGGAAGCCCGUUUCCCCCCACUAUUUCCCCUCAGUUCUCAAGAACCCAUGGAGAGCUAUCCGGACGACGUCCUGCCCGAUGUCUUCUCCAUGUUGCCAUUGUUCGCCGAUCUCACCACCUUCAUGAUCCAGCAAGUGAUUCAGUUUGCAAAGGCCAUCCCGUAUUUUAGAAAUUUGCCUGUCGACGACCAGAUCUCGCUCCUGAAAGGGGCCACGAUGGAAAUCUGUGAGAUCCAGUUUAAUAUGUUCUUCGACCUGGACACCGAGACGUGGGUGUGUGGCCCUCACAGCUACACCGUCGAAAGUGGUGUCCUGAUUGGUUUCAAGGAAAUCUACCUGGAACCGAUACGGAAGUUCCACGUCAGCUUAAGGAAGCUGAAUCUGCAUGACGCUGAAUAUGUUCUCUUACAAGCUUUGGUGCUCUUCUCUCCCGAUGACGUGACGGUCAUGCAGCAAGAGGCCGUGGACCAGAUCCAAGAGAGAAUUGCGCUCGCCCUCAAAAGCUACAUCGACCACUGCCACCCUCUGCCCGAAGGCAGGUCCCUCUAUGCCAAACUUCUCCUGCUGCUGACGGAGCUACGGACCCUGAAAGUGGAGGGCACGCGCCAGAUUCAUCAUAUCCACAACAGAGAAGGCUUAAUCUCUAUGACACCACUGCUUUCAGAAAUUAUCAGCUGAAUGCUUCAGGAUGGUCUGGUUUUCUUGCUUUGUCAGUUGCAUCACCUUACAAACAUCAAAAUUGUGCUCACCUGGACAAAAAAGGCCCGGCUGGCGGGCUUCCUGUCAUGGACAGGCCUAACUUCCCAGUAAAGAUCAAGGCAUCCUUUUUUCCCGAUGAAGCCUAGAAGCUGAGCUUUCUCUCUGGGUGGUCACUGGGUGUCUGUAAGGUCUGGGUUCUGCAGAUGGGGGCUCCAGACAAGGAGGAGCAUGGGAUUUGUAGUUCCAAAAAUCUGAAAUGCACGCCCCAAAUCCUUCUGCUUCCAAAGACGUCUGCUGUGUUGUUGGACCAACAACUCCCAUCAAGCUGAGGCCACCAUGGUUGACUGGUGAAGGUUGCUGGAAGGAGUCGUUCAACCACAUCCAGAGAUCCAGGAACAGCCCACUACUGGUGUGGCGACAUGGGGAGAGGUCUGCUCAGGAAGAUGGGCUAUAGAACCUUUUUGCAGAAUCCUAAAGUUGAAAUGCUGAGACGAGGGAACCUUGUGUCCGAUGCCCUUUUGAGCUGGGGAUCUCUUGGCACGUUAAAAGACUAGCAAAUUUUACUUGGCUGAAGCCUUCAUGGAUUCUAGCCUAUUUCUCCAUACUC